Molecule: messenger RNA, 849 nt
Organism: Lecanosticta acicola
Lineage: Eukaryota; Fungi; Ascomycota; Dothideomycetes; Mycosphaerellales; Mycosphaerellaceae
Source: the annotation of a GenBank genome assembly
AUGCUCCGAACAACUCCUCUCCUGCGCCAACUCCCUGCCUCGCUGCAGCACACCACGACCCGGACCACCGCCGCCUUCCUUACUCCUCUCGCGCGGAAACAGCAAUCACAGCAGCAGGUCCGAUGCGCACACGCCAUCUCCAACCCGACCCUCGCCAACAUUGAGAAGAGAUGGGAGGCCAUGCCUCCUCAGGAGCAGGCCGACUUGUGGAUGGCAUUGAGAGAUCGCAUGAAGGUGGACUGGAACGAGCUUACUCUCCAAGAGAAGAAAGCUGGUAUGUUGAUAUUUUCGAUGCUAUCUCGAGCAAUGCACGGGGCUGGUAUGGACGUUGGGGAGCCUCGGGAGAUUGUCGGCUGCUCACACGACAGCUGGAAACAGUCCUGAUGCAGGAUGGAGAGCUCAAAAGUAGGCAACAAUCGCUGACAAUCUCUCAACUAGCAUACUGGAUUGCUUUCGGUCCACAUGGUCCACGUGCGCUCCCACCACCUGGUGAGGGAACCAAGGUUUUCCUGUACACCAUACUCGGUGUCGGCGCUGCAGCCGUUCUUUUCGGCGUCACUCGCUACUUCGCUCGCGGACCACCAAGCACAUUGAACAAGGAAUGGCAAGAAGCCACGAAUGCAUACGUCAAGGUAAGCGGCGCAUUUCGCUGUCGAAACACUGGGCUCACACCCUUGAAUCGUCAAUCUGCGGCCGGGCGAGCGGAUCACGGCAGCGGUCAGGAAGUCUUUCUUCUGCUAACACAGCUUUGUCACACAGGAGAACAAGAUCGAGCCCAUCACUUUCGCCGGCGGCGAAAACUACAAGGGCCCUGGACACGUGCAGAGCGCACCGAAGCCCAAGGAGUAG